Messenger RNA from Ectocarpus sp. CCAP 1310/34, 932 nucleotides. Lineage: Eukaryota; Phaeophyceae; Ectocarpales; Ectocarpaceae. The record is from the annotation of a GenBank genome assembly.
CUCCCACGACAACAGACACCAUGGAGGGCGUCGACCUCUCCGCCCAUAGCGGGAUCAACGAGGGUGAAAUCACCUACGCCCAACCACCAGCCGGCAACCCAGUCCCACCUACCGGCAACCAGCCAUCACCCUCCAGCCAGGGCAAACGAGCCACCUUCAACGACCCCAGCAGCGUCGCACACAUCGUGGCGCAAGCGGCUAAGGCGACAGCUGAGGCCAUUGCUGAACAACAGGGCUUUGCCCGCUCAGGUAUGCUGCUUGCCCAUGAUGUCCUGGCGUUGCGUGCCCUUGAGACUGUGGUGAGGGACGCCCACGUGAAGAUGGAGCGCGAGAGGAGCAAGGGGGAGAGGCGCGAGGUGGAGGUCGCUCUCUACAGCUACUCCUCAGGGUACGAAAACAGCCGUUCGUCUGACGGCGGCAUCCACUACGUCCACUACCCUCCCACUGGCGAAGGGUACGAAAACAGCCGUUCGUCUGACGGCGGCAUCCACUACGUCCACUACCCUCCCACUGGCGAAGGGGCCAGCAACAGUUUCACCAACAGCAGCCUACACAUGUACGACCUGCAAGAGAUCCCCGCCAGUAGGAAGUAGAUGUCGUUGUAGGUGAUGUCGACUGCUCGAAGUGCAAGCUAUCGGUAGCAUCAAUCUUAGUUUCUUUCAGGAGGAUGAGAAUGGUGAGAAAAUGAUGAUGUGUGUGAAGCUCACUGACGUGUCUGUUGUAGAGAGCCUGAGCUUCAACUUGUUCUCAACGCAUGCUGUUUCUCUGAAGCAACCAAUCCUCUACGACGAGCGUGGUGCAACCCUACAAAAUGGACUGCUCUUUGCUAGAGAGGAAAAAGCGUCUGCAGCGUAUGCCAUGCGGCUGCCGUACGACCCAUCUGCGACUAUUGUAGACCCUUCUGCUUUGCCCGCAUUCGUGACUGCCCCCGU